Messenger RNA from Cercocebus atys (sooty mangabey), 4581 nucleotides. It is a transcript of the gene RARG, whose product is annotated as retinoic acid receptor, gamma. The transcript has 8 exons. Gene Ontology annotation, cellular component: transcription regulator complex; nucleus. The record is from RefSeq and is a predicted model, not a curated record. Gene Ontology annotation, biological process: cellular response to corticotropin-releasing hormone stimulus; retinoic acid receptor signaling pathway; regulation of transcription by RNA polymerase II. NCBI's taxonomy places the organism in Eukaryota, Metazoa, Chordata, Mammalia, Primates, Cercopithecidae. Gene Ontology annotation, molecular function: zinc ion binding; nuclear glucocorticoid receptor binding; RNA polymerase II cis-regulatory region sequence-specific DNA binding. Bases 2129 to 3466 code for a protein of 445 amino acids.
CGCACGCCAGGUCACCAAGCCCCCGCCAACGCGCCUCGCUCCUUGGCACCAGGCAGCGCUGUUUACAAGUUCGGAAUUUUUUUUUUUUUUUUGGUUCCAGAGCAGAGCUGCUCAAAUUUAACAACUGGGAAGCUGGAAGAGGGAGAUGGCAAACAAGGAGACCGGACUUUAUUUUACUUUACUUUUGGGUGGGGUGGGGGAGGAAUUAAAAGCGUGUCAUUUAAAGAACCGAGAAAACAUGGAACUAUUGCUUUGCAGCAAAUCCCUGUGAAUUCUUAACUUUUUUCUCAUUGCUCAAUAGAAUGGGGAGUUGGGGUAUGUUGUAUGUUGUAGGGGUGCUGAGAUGGAAAGAAUCUUCCAGGUAGGGCUUCUGGGGGCUGGGCGGAGACCCUGUCUUUUCUCAGGCCUAUGGAAGAAGCCCUUUGGGCUUGACUGGCAGUAGGUUUUUGCGUUUUAAUUUGGACCAAUAAUUUUGGCCUCUGGGAUCCUGGUGGACACACAAAGCCAGCUUCAGGCCUGCCCCCACACACUUUCAGAGGGAAGGCUGCUUGGGAGGUGGGGGUGGGCUGAAUGUGUGUGUGUGUGUGUGCCUGUUUGGAGGCUUUGGUGUCCUGGUGCUGCGUGCACAGGCUGGGGUGUUUGUCUGGCGGUAGAGCUGUUCCCUUGUGUGGCCAAGUGCUGGGUGUUGUGUGUCAGCCUUGUGACUGGUACAUCUACCUCCACGGUGUGGCUGGAGUGAGUGUGUCUCUAUUCUGACUUUGCGUCUGUGCCAGAAUCUAGUGAGGGUUCUAGAAGCCCAUUGUAAUAUGCCUGCUUUGGUGCCCUGCGUGUUGUUAACCUGUGAGUAUGUGUGUCUCCAAGGAGGUGUGUGCUAGAUUGUGAGUCCGGGCUGCUCAGCUCUGGGCCUCGCAGCUGGGAGCGUUUACAGCCGGUUAUAAAGAGUUUGUUUGAAGCUCCGCACAGCCUGGUCAGGAAUUUCCUCAAUUUCAGCAAUUUGGGCUUUAAAAGGAGAAAACCCCAGAGCCCACCCCCAUCCUCCCCAGCAGGGGCCCCUGCCUAACCCAGGAGCAGCAUCCCUACGGUGGGGUCCAAGCCCCAGGCUGGGGAGGGGAUCUGAUUGGAGUAGACCCAGUUAGCUUUCUGGGGCCUUGACCUCGCAGAUUGACCUCGGAGCCACUAGGCUGCACUUUAGGGUUCAGGGGGUGGGGAUGUGACAGUAUCACUUAGACGGAAAAAGUUGCCCCCGGGCCUGUCUCCCUAAGGCCCCCAGUCUUAUAAUUGGCUGGCAUUGCCCCAUGCCAGUCUGACCGCACCCAGGCCCUUGCGCAAGAGAGGAAAUGAGGCAGCGCUCUGCGGGCAGGGAGGGCGUCAGCGCCAGAGUGAGCACCACCCCACGCACAGGCCUUGGGCAGAACAUGUGCCCUCGAAGGACACAGUGGUGGGUCUGAGGAGUGAGAGGUUGGGAAAGGCAUUCCAGCCCUCCCCACAUCUCUCAGCACUAGCCCCUCCUGGAGCCCCCGUCCCUAGUCUUGAAUAGACUUCAGGCACCCUUUUUUCCCCCUCUCCUCUCUCUUUUUCCUUUGGGGAAUCUCACUCUGGCAGGAUUCUUAUGCUAAUUGAAUGUAUGUGUGUUGGGGGUGGGGAGGGCUUCCCUCCUGUGGGGUGGGUGGAGCUAGCCUGGAACCCUGGCAUCCUGGGCAUUCCUUCCGCCCUUCUGGCUGCAUUGGGGUGGACUUCUGACUAGGUGGGCUGCAGAGGGUUAGAGGGGAGAAGGUGUUCAUGAGGUGGGUGCAUGGGACACACCUUAGGGAGGGUCUUAGGAAUUUUUUUGCAUUAACUUGGGUCCUCCAGGUUUGGGCAACAGGUCGUACAGGUGAAUAAUUUACAAAUUUUUGGAACCUCUGAAGACCAACCACACACGCGCCCACACACACACACUUAACCGGCAGCCUUUGAACAGAGCAGAGCAUGUCCUCCCCAUACUGUGGGGCUAAGAGCCCUUUUGAGCUGCAAUUGGGUAUUUUCAGAGUGAAGACAGAAGCUCAGAGAGGGUCCAGAAACAGGUCCCCUCCCCCAUCAGUCCCGUUUACCUACUGUCACCUGACUUCUCCAGUUUGCUACACCUCCAAUGGCUUCCAGACCUGAGAAACUGAGCAAACACCUCAGUCUCCGCUUCCCCAGCUUCUCUGACUCAACAGCCACUUGGAUCCGCUGGUGGUGUGGCACUGAGCUGGUCACUUCCCCUCUUGUGGCCUCAGUUUCUUCAAGCGUGAACCAAGGCUGUGCGGUGGAGACACAGAGCACCAGCUCAGAGGAGAUGGUGCCCAGCUCGCCCUCGCCCCCUCCGCCUCCUCGGGUCUACAAGCCAUGCUUCGUGUGCAAUGACAAGUCCUCUGGCUACCACUAUGGGGUCAGCUCUUGUGAAGGCUGCAAGGGCUUCUUUCGCCGAAGCAUCCAGAAGAACAUGGUGUACACGUGUCAUCGCGACAAAAACUGUAUCAUCAACAAGGUGACCAGGAAUCGCUGCCAGUACUGCCGGCUACAGAAGUGCUUCGAAGUGGGCAUGUCCAAGGAAGCUGUGCGAAAUGACCGGAACAAGAAGAAGAAAGAGGUGAAGGAAGAAGGGUCACCUGACAGCUAUGAGCUGAGCCCCCAAUUAGAAGAGCUCAUCACCAAGGUCAGCAAAGCCCAUCAGGAGACCUUCCCCUCGCUCUGCCAGCUGGGCAAGUAUACCACGAACUCCAGUGCAGACCACCGCGUGCAGCUAGAUCUGGGGCUGUGGGACAAGUUCAGUGAGCUGGCCACCAAGUGCAUCAUCAAGAUCGUGGAGUUUGCCAAGCGGUUGCCUGGCUUUACAGGGCUCAGCAUUGCUGAUCAGAUAACUCUGCUCAAGGCUGCUUGCCUAGAUAUCCUGAUGCUGCGGAUCUGCACAAGGUACACCCCAGAGCAGGACACUAUGACCUUCUCCGACGGGCUGACCCUGAACCGGACCCAGAUGCACAAUGCCGGCUUCGGGCCCCUCACAGACCUUGUCUUUGCCUUUGCUGGGCAGCUCCUGCCCCUGGAGAUGGAUGACACCGAGACAGGGCUGCUCAGCGCCAUCUGCCUCAUCUGCGGAGACCGCAUGGACCUGGAGGAGCCCGAAAAAGUGGACAAGCUGCAGGAGCCACUGCUGGAAGCCCUGAGGCUAUAUGCCCGGCGCCGGCGGCCCAGCCAGCCCUACAUGUUCCCAAGGAUGCUCAUGAAAAUUACCGACCUCCGGGGCAUCAGCACUAAGGGAGCUGAAAGGGCUAUUACCCUGAAGAUGGAGAUUCCAGGCCCGAUGCCUCCCCUAAUCCGAGAGAUGCUGGAGAACCCUGAAAUGUUUGAGGAUGACUCCUCGCAGCCUGGUCCCCAUCCCAAUGCCUCUAGCGAGGAUGAGGUUCCCGGGGGCCAGGGCAAAGGGGGCCUGAAGUCCCCAGCCUGACCAGGGCCCCUGACCUCUCCGCUGUGGGGGUUGGGGCUCCAGGCAGCAGACUGACCAUCUCCCAGACUGCCAGUGACUGGGGGAGGACCUGCUCUGCCCUCUCCCCACCCCUUCCAAUGAGCUCCUUGUUUUUGCCAAAGUUUCCAGGGGUGCCUCUGUGUUCAUCCCCUUCCCGAUCUAACCGGCUCCCUCGCCAGUCCUGGGGGCCUGCCCUGCUCCCACCAGGAGAGAGGGCAGAGGGAUGAGCCUGAGUUUGGACUCUAAAAUCUCAGCACUGCCCCUCAGGUGCCAGGGUCCUAGGCUCCCCAGGGCAAGAGGAAGACCCUGCCAUUCCACAGCCCCUUCCUCUGCCAGGUGCUUGGCUCUCUGGGAGCAAAUAGGAACACUAGAGACCAAAAAGGGGGCAAAGGAGAAGGGCUGAGCCCACCUUUUUGCCCCUACCCUUGGUGCCUAAUGCUGUGUGAUGCACCUGCAGGGUGUGUGCUAGCCUCUGUGCCCCGUCCUUGUGCCAGGUCAAGGUGGGGGCAGGCUGGGCCCUGCAUUUCUGGGGCAGGAACAGAGGGUGAAAGGGACAGAUAGAUGCAGGUCCAUUCUGCACCUCUUGGCUCGGGUGCAGAGUUCACCCUGUGCCCUCCGUUACAAGUCCCUCCCCCAGCCCUGUCAUGUGCCUUGGGCUCCUCCUGCCCUCCAUCUCAGCCAUCGGGGCAGGGACCCUCCUACACUACAGAGGGGCCAGGGGAUCCCUCUCUCCCUAGUGCCUUCCACCCUUUACCCCCCAGAGCAGCUUGGCCCAGGGAGGGGGGAUGCUGCUUAGCUGAUCCUGCCCUGACCCAGAGGAAGCCUCUAUUUAUUUAUUAGCUUUUGUUUACACCCUGGAAUUGACCCCUUCCUCCAGGGGUCUUGGGUGGGGGAGCCCAGGGCCCCUGUGACCCCUCCCUUCUUCCUCCAAUCCCCAGUUUGUAUUUAGCUGCCAAAUAAGAUUCCCAUUGGCUCCCUGUGUUCUCUUGGGGGGUCAGGGUACUGUCCCCUCCCCUCUGUUUACAUCUCCCCUCUACCCCGCUGUAUUGCAUAUUGCUGAGUUUUCUAUUUUUGCAAAAUAAAGUGAUGGAAACUCA